Plasmodium relictum is the source of this 1257-nucleotide messenger RNA. RefSeq names its product conserved Plasmodium membrane protein, unknown function. The record is from RefSeq and is a predicted model, not a curated record. The coding region runs from base 1 to 1257 and encodes 418 amino acids. The transcript has 2 exons. NCBI's taxonomy places the organism in Eukaryota, Apicomplexa, Aconoidasida, Haemosporida, Plasmodiidae. Gene Ontology annotation, cellular component: membrane; cytoplasm.
AUGAAACUUAGUACUUACUAUAUGGAAAUAAAAAGGAAGCAUUUGAAGUUUAUGUCAAAAAAUGUGAAUUCAUCAUUUUUAGAAUAUAAUUUAAAAAGAUGGUAUUUCACAGAAGGAUAUAUAUAUUCUAAAUUAUUAGAUAAUGAAAAAGUUAAAAUAAAAAAGGAGUUACUUUCAUUUAAUACAAAUACAAAUUUCAAAGAAUUUAAAAUACCAGAAAUAAAUAAAAAUAAAUAUGAAAAUAUAAAUGAAAAAUUACAUUGUACAAUAAAUAACUUAGAAACUGAUGAAUUAAAAAAAAGAAAAAAAUUAAACGAAAAAAAAAAUAAUUAUUUAUUUAAUAACCAAAUUGUAAAUACAAAUGGGAUAACUUAUAUUGAAAAUAUAAAUAAUAUAAUUAAUAUAAACAACAUAUUUUACAAAAUGAAAAUAAAUAAAAAUUUACACACAAUAAAUAGUCAAAAAAAUAUGCAAUGCGAAACAAGAAAUAUAAAAGAAAAUGAAAAUAUAGAAAAUUUAUUAAAUCAAAUAAAAGAUGAAAAAAAAAAUAUAGAAAGUAUAAAUAUAGAUGAUAAUACAAUCAAUGUAUCAAAUAAUGGAGAAAAAAAAAACAUUAAAACACAUAUAAAAUUAAAAGAUGUGAAUAAUGCAAUUAAUGAUAUAAAAAAUGAAAAAAAUGUACAUACAGAAAAAGGAAAAUAUUCUUUUUAUGUUAACAAAAUAGCAUUACUAUUAAAUAAUUUAUUUGAAAAACAUUUAUUAUUAAUGAACUGUUUAAUAGCAGGUACAUUAUAUUUUAUUGCUGAUGUAACAUGUCAGCUCAUGGAAGCUCAUAAAAAGAAUAAAGAAUAUGACGUUUUAAGAACAUUUAGGAUGGCUUUUAUUGGUGUAUCAUUAGAAGGGCCAAUAAUGACAUGGUGGUAUGGAAAAAUUUUAGCAAAUUUUAUAAAAUCAAAACCAAAUAUAUUUAUAUAUAAAUCAUUGUUACCUACAUUAUUUGACAAUUUUAUUUUUGGUCCCAUUCAUUUAGCAAUAUUUUUUUUUUAUAAUGGUUUAUUAAAAAAUCAAAAAAAAUCAGAAAUUCUCGAUAAAAUUGUUAAUACAGGAUUAAAGGUAUUUUUAAUUUCAUUAAUGACCUGGACACCUUUAACUUUAAUUAAUUUUGUUUUUGUACCAAGAAUAUAUCAAGCUAGUGUUGUUUUUUUUGCUGACUUUUUUUGGGUUAUUUUCUUAUCUUGGUGUGCAAAUAAGAAAUAA